This is a messenger RNA of Sceloporus undulatus (fence lizard), 2916 nucleotides long. It is a transcript of the gene SLC2A10, whose product is annotated as solute carrier family 2 member 10. Gene Ontology annotation, cellular component: membrane. NCBI's taxonomy places the organism in Eukaryota, Metazoa, Chordata, Lepidosauria, Squamata, Phrynosomatidae. Bases 40 to 1854 code for a protein of 604 amino acids. The transcript is spliced from 5 exons. The record is from RefSeq and is a predicted model, not a curated record. Gene Ontology annotation, molecular function: transmembrane transporter activity. Gene Ontology annotation, biological process: transmembrane transport.
UCCCAGGGCAGGGAUCGGAGUGGAGCUCCAGAGGCUGGAAUGCGGGAGGCGCCUCCUCUCCUUUCCUUUCAACGAUGGAGAACUGAGCGGUUGCUGCUGGGCUUCCCGGAGGGGAUCCUAGUCAGCCCCCUGGUGUGGCUCUGGAUUGGGAACUUUGCACUCAGCUCUGCCCUCCUCCUCUCUGCCAGCCUCGCCAUGGGACAGGCACUACUAGUCCUCCUGUUGUCUGCAACUGUCUCACUCCUUGGUGGACUAAUAUUUGGAUAUGAGCUCGGAAUUAUCUCUGGGGCCUUGCUACAGCUGCAAGUAGACUUCCAUCUUGGCUGCUUUGAACAGGAAGUCCUUGUGAGUUCUUUACUCACUGGUGGUCUCCUGGCUUCUUUGGUUGGGGGCAUCUUCAUUGACCAACAGGGAAGACGGAAAGCAAUAUUGGUCAGUAAUGCAGUUUUACUAUGUGGCACCCUCAUCCUGACACUUGCUGGGUCACUUCUUUGGCUCAUUUGUGGGCGCAUGACCAUAGGCUUUGCAAUCUCCAUGUCAUCUAUGGCAUGCUGCAUUUAUGUCUCUGAAAUGGUGGCUCCCCAUCAACGGGGUAUGCUGGUUUCCCUCUAUGAAACUGGCAUCACCAUGGGAUUUUUACUUUCAUAUGCACUGAAUUACUUCUUUUCAGAAAGCAAGGAAGGUUGGCGUUACAUGUUUGGCCUCGCUGUUGGUCCAGCAGUCAUUCAAUUUCUCAGCAUUCUGUUCCUUCCAAAAAACUGUGUGAACAUUAAUGUACACUACAGUGGGAGUCGCAAAAGUCUCAUCCAAUUUCAGAAGAAUGAAGAUGGUGAAGCUUUCUUGCCAUCAUGCCAUAAAGAAAAGCAUUAUUCCUUCACAGACCUAUUUAAAUCCAAGGACAACAUGAGGAGCCGGACUUUGGUGGGGCUAGGAUUGGUACUCUUUCUGCAAUUUACAGGGCAGCCCAACAUCCUUUGCUAUGCUUCCACCAUAUUCCGCUCUGUGGGAUUUCAGAGUGACUCUUCUGCCAUCCUAGCUUCUGUUGGUCUUGGAGUGAUGAAGGUGCUUGCAACUCUUUUUGCAAUGGUUCUUGCAGAUAGGGCUGGCAGGAGGGUGUUGUUGAUGGCUGGGUGUAUAGUGAUGGCCUUGUCAGUAGCUAUUAUUGGAUUGACCAGUUGUUCUAUUCCACUAGAGAUGACAAAAGACUGUGAAACACUUAUUGAGUCAAGCAACUCUUCCUUCAGCUCAGGUCGCCUUCCCAUAAAGUCUGUUUCCUCUGAGCCACCUUCAUCAUAUUUCCCACUGGCAUCAGGUCCUAGUGAAAUUCCAGUGAAAUCAACUUUUGCCCUCACAGGAUCAGCAGCUGUUGCCAAAACACUUGCCAGUAGUGAAAACGGAGAGAGAAUAGCAACCAUUCCUUCACACACUGAGCAGGUCCCCUUUCUCAAUCGCUCAUUUGAAGGAAAAGAACAAGGUCCCAGCUCAUCUGUCAGUGAGGCUCCUUCGAAGAAAUAUAUGCUUCUAAAUUGGAUUACAUUGCUAAGCCUGAUGGCUUUUGUGAGUGCAUUCUCAAUUGGAUUUGGACCAAUGACAUGGCUCAUCCUCAGUGAGAUCUAUCCUGCCAGCAUACGAGGAAGAGCCUUUGCCUUCUGCAGCAGUUUCAGCUGGGCUGCCAAUCUCCUGAUCAGUCUCACCUUCUUGGACCUCAUCGAUGCCAUUGGUUUAUCAUGGUUGUUCCUUCUCUAUGGAGUAGUUGGAGUUGUGGCUGUUCUGUUUAUUUACCUUUUUGUACCAGAAACCAAAGGACAAUCACUAGAAGAAAUAGACCAGCACUUCUCUAAGAAACGCCCAUGAUAUCUGCAGAACCAUUUCUGUACUGAUGAGUGUGAAUCCUCUAUCCCUGAAAUGGGCUCAGCAUCUUGAAUAUCUCCUUUCAAGUGUGGAUUAAAACCUGGAGCAUAUUUGUUGCCCCAGUGACAUGGAAGCCAGCACUGCACCAGGUAUAACUGAUGUUAAUGCUAACAAAGAGACACCUGAGUCUCCAUUGCAAUGCAAACCAGCUGUGAACUGGCUUUUAGAGCCUGGGACAUUCUUGGAUUAUACUUUUGUAUAUGAGGGGUGAAGUUACUGUAUUUGUCCAGAUGGUAACAGGAGCUCCCAUUUGUCACGAGACCUUACAAAAUAAGUAAGUGUGGGUUAAGAAUGAAUUCAGGAAGAGUUGUAAAAAAAAAGGCAACUAUCUCAUAUACAAUCUUUGAAUGAAAAGCUCAAAAGGCAUCAGAAGACUCCCUGGGGCAAGAAACCCUCAUUUUGGGAGGAACUGAGCUUCGAACUUUGUUUUCCAGACUCACUGUGUGCAAUUGGUCAGAUAAUGGUUACAAAUGCCUCCUGCUGCCUACUUCCUAUGCAAUCACAUAGCCUAGUACCUCAGUGAUAUAAAGUGAAGCUUUGGUUACCAAAUGGAAGGUUUUGCUUUCACUGUAAUGAAUGCCUUGCUCAAGGUUUGACUUGAUGACAAAUCAAGGGCAGAUGACAAAAGGGAUCAUUUGAGAAAGAGAUAUUGCUUUAUCUAUUUAAGGCCACCUUGGCAUGUUGCUAGUACUGAGGUGGAAGUGUCAUUAGUGGGGAAAGUGGUUUUACAAGGCAGCCAGGGUGUUUACAGCAGCAAUCCCAAAAUUAUGGAAUGUCCUAUUGGAAGAGAUCCAUUGCAUUACCACCCUAGAGGCCUUUAUGAAAGCACUCAAAAUGGAUCUCUUCCGAUGGGCUUAUCCACCAGAUUCUAUAUAAAUGUUGGUGACAAUAGCCCACUCUUGACUUCAACCACUGAUUACUGAUAAAUUGAUUUUAGAGUACUAAUAGGAAUUCCUAAAUUCAAUAUUAGUGUUUUAUUGAUUGUACAGUGGACGCUGUGGUUUG